This is a messenger RNA of Gamsiella multidivaricata, 1292 nucleotides long. RefSeq names its product mitochondrial carrier domain-containing protein. The record is from RefSeq and is a predicted model, not a curated record. Lineage: Eukaryota; Fungi; Mortierellomycota; Mortierellomycetes; Mortierellales; Mortierellaceae. The transcript is spliced from 7 exons. Gene Ontology annotation, biological process: NAD transmembrane transport. Gene Ontology annotation, molecular function: NAD transmembrane transporter activity. The coding region runs from base 236 to 1153 and encodes 305 amino acids.
CUCUCUCACUCUCUCACUCUCACUCACUCACUCUCUAUCUCACUCACUCACUCACUCUCUCUCUCUCUUUCUCUCAAUCCCUCCUCCUCCCCAAUUCUUCUCAUUCUUUUUCCUUCACUCCACCAAACCUUAGCUCAUCUUUCACUGAUCGGCACUAUCCUUUUCUUCAAGAGCGUGUACUCAAUCAUAACCCGGCAACACGACUCUCUCGUUUCGUCUGCCUCUUUCCCCAACAAUGUCCACUCGUGAAUGGUGGGCGAUCAAGCUCAGAGAAUCGGAUCAAUUGAAACACACCAUUGCAGGAGCAGGCGCUGGACUGGUCACCUCAGUGGUGACCUGCCCGCUGGAUGUCGUCAAGACGCGAUUGCAGAACCAGGGCGUGAUCAGUCCAGCCAGAAAGUCAUACAAGGGAACAGCAGGAACCCUGACCAGGAUCUGGACAGAGGAGGGCAUCCGAGGUCUAUACAGAGGACUAGGGCCUACGAUAUUUGGAUAUUUGCCAACUUGGGCUAUCUACUUUACGGCAUAUGACUACUUUAAGGAUUUAGUCGCACGGCAGACUGGGCACCACGAAUCCAAUCUUUUUGUAUAUAUUGUUGCCGCAAUGUCGGCCGGAGCCACAAGCACUACAAUUACGAACCCACUCUGGGUGAUCAAGACGCGUUUCAUGACCCAGAGUGAUCAUACCCCAUAUCGUUACAACAACACGCUCCAUGCAUUUACAACUAUCUACAAGCAUGAAGGACUUCGCGGAUUCUACAAGGGACUCGGAUCGUCUUUAAUGGGCAUCUCGCACGUGGCACUGCAGUUUCCACUCUAUGAAAAACUUAGGCAAUGGCUGAAGGCACAGGAUUCCGAUCAAGUGAGCAGCACCAAUAUUCUCAUCGCCUCCUCGACCUCCAAAAUGGCAGCUAGUAUCGCUACUUACCCGCACGAGGUCAUUAGAACACGGCUUCAGAAUCAAUCGACCUACCCACCAAAGUACCACGGCAUCAUCCAUGCAUGCAAAGUCAUCUACCGGGAGGAAGGUAUUCGAGCCUUUUACAAGGGCAUGCCGACAAACCUGCUCAGGACAGUCCCUGCGAGUGCGCUGACUAUCUUAACAUAUGAGCUGCUCGUUAGCCGUCUGAACGACAUUGCAAAGCCGGCGUAGACUUCAAUCAAGGAAAGACAAAUGGCUGUUUAUUCGUCUCGCGAACGCUUUUAUGCCCCAUGUCCCCGCCCGCCCUAUCCUAUUCUCCUAUUCUCCUAUUUCUCCCAUUCCAACCAACCAAAUAAAAAACAUUUGCCAC